AAUCUCAAAUGGAAGGGAUUAAUCCAUCUCUUAAUCCUCCAUCUAAAACUCCUCAUACUGUAGAUGAAGUCAUUUGAAUGCUGCUGGUGCAACAUGUGAACAAGAGGGAGGAGAGAGAGAGAGAGAGAGAGAGAGAGAGAGAGAGAGAGAGAGAGAGAGAGAGAGAGAGAGAGAGCGCUACUGAAAAGAAAUAGAGAGGGGGAUUAAAAGGGUGGAUCCGUGUGAAGAGAAAGCAACAGCGAUGCUGCUGCUGCGAAGAGAAUCACCAGUAAGCUGCUUCCAGUAGAAAGCUCAGUUUGGUUUGGUUAGUUUGUUUUUGAUUGGUGACGUCUUUUGACUUUGGAUGGUAUAGAGACGGGUGCAGUCGGUCAGGAUCGCUCAUGCAUGGAUUAGAGCCGUUUACUUUUUGUCUCUGUGGUAUCAAUUAUGAAGACUGAUAACCAGCAUGGGACACAAGUUUCCACCAAAGUCAGAGCUCUAACCUGAGCUGGACCUCUGAGAAGUCCAGAGAGAGGAGAGCAGAGAGAGAAGAGAUAAAAACAGACAAAUAAGAUCAGAGAAAGAAAAAAGAUUUUUGGCAGCUGUUGACCAGAGAAGGUUGGGUAAUGGGCAACUGCACCAAUCCGAAAGACAAAAUGAAGAAGGGAGUAAUGGAUGGGUCCCUCAGGGGUAAGGUGAGGGCAGUGGGCCAGGAGGGAGAAGAGGAUCAGGACGUGGAGGAUAAGCCGUUCAACGAUCCCUUCUGUAUGCUGGUGAAGAACUGCAACAUGCUGCACAACAUCGUGGGCCCGGCCUGCAUCUUCCUUAAACAUGGCUUUUCACAGACACUCGACAGAGAGCUGAGACCAGAGGAACUUGACGAGCUCCGCGAGGCGUUUGUGGAGUUUGAUAGAAAAAAAAAAGGCUACAUCAGUCACAACGACCUGGGGGAAUGUAUGAGGACCAUGGGAUACAUGCCGACAGAGAUGGAGCUCAUCGAACUGAGCCAGCAGAUCUGUGGAGGUAAAGUGGACUUUGAGGACUUUGUGGAGCUGAUGGGACCCAAGUUGCUGGCAGAGACAGCAGACAUGAUCGGAGUCAAAGAACUACGAGAUGCAUUCAAAGAGUUUGACUCUAAUGGUGACGGCCAGAUCAGUUUAACUGAGCUACGUGAAGCCAUGAAGAAGCUGAUGGGAGAACAAGUGACCAACAGAGAGAUUAACGAGAUCCUCCGAGAUGUCGACCUCAACGGAGAUGGUCUGGUGGACUUUGAGGAGUUUGUUCGAAUGAUGUCCCGCUGA
Messenger RNA from Perca fluviatilis (European perch), 1280 nucleotides. It is a transcript of the gene cabp2b, whose product is annotated as calcium binding protein 2b. NCBI's taxonomy places the organism in Eukaryota, Metazoa, Chordata, Actinopteri, Perciformes, Percidae. The coding region runs from base 606 to 1280 and encodes 224 amino acids. The record is from RefSeq and is a predicted model, not a curated record. Gene Ontology annotation, molecular function: calcium ion binding. The transcript has 7 exons.